This is a messenger RNA of Lycium barbarum (goji berry), 4616 nucleotides long. RefSeq lists its product as uncharacterized. The record is from RefSeq and is a predicted model, not a curated record. Gene Ontology annotation, cellular component: membrane. Lineage: Eukaryota; Viridiplantae; Streptophyta; Magnoliopsida; Solanales; Solanaceae. Gene Ontology annotation, molecular function: lipid carrier activity. The coding region runs from base 901 to 4239 and encodes 1112 amino acids. The transcript is spliced from 37 exons.
UGGUUCCCCUUCCGUGAAGCCAAGUGAGCUACUUUCAUCAAAAGUUCAAAGUUUGUGCCCAACGAUAACUGGAAAUGUCUGUUGUACGGAGACUCAAUUUGACACCUUGCGAUCACAAGUCCAGCAAGUGCUGAGUUGGAGAUGACUCUAGCCUUCUCAUCUGAGGAAAGUUCUUGAUUUUUGUCACGAUUGAGAUCUUGUAGAAUAUCUACUGAUUCAUUCAUCAAUUUUGUUUUAAAUCCUCUACUUACCACAAAUUGUCUGAUUAAUAUUAGUAAGGUACGGGGGGGCACACUGUGCGUAAUUUAAAUUGUCAGAAGUCAAUCACGAAUAGACACAAGUUGAGAGAAAAUAAUAGCAUAGGAUAGUAGGGAUAGAAGGUGGAAGAAAGGAAUUACAGGGAAUGUGAAUAUAAUGGCUCUUCAAUCACUUCUUUUUUCUGGUUGGUAGGGUGGUUAUAAGAGUAUAAUGCGUAGAAAAAUUGCUAUAGGUUUCAGAGUAAUUUUACACAUAAGCAUCUCGUUCCUCUUACAUGUGUGUGUAAAUAGAAUCUAUCUAUUUCUUUUUUGGGAGGGGCUGGGUGGUUGAGACCUUUUCCAUUUUGACUUAUGUGUAAAUAGUGACAAUUCUCUUCUAAUUCUUUGUCAUUAAGAAAUCCUCUUUAUCCAAUUACUUCUUUUGUAGGCGAUUCCCUUUCUCGUGGGCUGUCCAGCAUGCUUGAGAAAUUUUUUGAAUUUGUUUUGUGAACUUACAUGCUCUCCGAACCAGAGCCAGUUUAUCAACGUCACAUCUAUUUCCAAGGUAAAAAAGAAUUCUACUGUCAAUGGAAUUGAUUUUUUCAUAACAGACACUUUUGGUGAGGAGUUGUACGAAUCCUGCAAGGAUGUAAAAUUUGGUUCAAUGAAUACCAGAGCCAUAGAUUUCAUUGGCGCAGGUGCUAAAAAUUUCAGAGAGUGGUAUGCAUUUAUUGGAAGACGAGCACCACCGGGAGUCCCCGGAUCUCCAUAUGCAAUUAAUUUUAGACCAGCUGCUCCUGAGUCAUCUGGAGUGAAACCUAUGAAUGUGUCUACGUAUUCAUGCGGUGAUACAUCACUAGGCUGUUCAUGUGGUGAUUGCCCUUCAGCUUCUGAUUGCUCAAGUUCAGCUCCUCCUCCUGCUCAGACAGAAGGUUCUUGUUCAGUGAGAAUUGGGUCUCUCAAGGUGAAGUGUAUUGAAGUUGCUGUCACAAUUCUAUAUGUUGUACUAGUCUCUGCUUUUCUUGGAUGGGGCUUUCUCCAUAAAAAAAGAGAAGAGACUCCGGUUUCGAGAACAAAGCCAUUGAUCAGUGCCACUGGAAAUGGUGUCAUCCGCCAAAGCAGCAGGCAAAAGGAUGAGAAUAUUCCGAUGCAGAUGCUCGAAGACGUCCCUCAAAUUUCAAGUGGUGUUCAGCUCUCAAUUGUACAAGGAUAUAUGUCAAAGUUCUACAGGAGAUAUGGAACAUGGGUGGCUAGAAAUCCAGUCCUUGUAUUGUGUUCAUCGUUGUUCUUCGUCCUGGUGCUCUGCUUAGGCCUUUUCCGUUUUAAAGUUGAGACAAGGCCUGAGAAGUUAUGGGUCGGCCAUGGGAGUAGAGCUGCAGAGGAGAAACUAUUUUUUGACAGCCACCUCGCACCAUUUUAUAGAAUUGAGCAGCUCAUAAUUGGUACAAUCUCAGACGCAGAUGAUGGAAAGUCACCUCCUAUUGUUACUGAAGACAACAUGAAGUUACUCUUUGACAUACAAAAAAAGAUAGAUGCAAUCAAAGCGAACUAUUCUGGCUCAAUGGUAUCUCUGCCUGAUAUUUGUAUGAAGCCACUUGGCACAGAAUGCGCUACUCAAAGUAUUCUUCAGUAUUUCAAAAUGGAUAGCAGUAACUUUGAUAGUUACGGAGGUAUUGAACAUGUUGAGUACUGUUUUCAGCAUUAUACUUCAGCAGAGAGCUGUUUGAGUGCUUUUAAAGCUCCACUUGAUCCAAGUACUGCUCUUGGUGGUUUCUCUGGUAACAAUUACUCUGAGGCUUCUGCUUUCAUUGUGACAUACCCUGUGAAUAAUGCAAUUGAUAAAGAAGGCAACUAUUCUAAGAAAUCAGUGGCCUGGGAGAAGGCUUUCAUUCAGUUAGUGAAGGAUGAGAUAUUGCCAAUGGUGCAAGCAAAGAAUUUGACCCUUGCCUUCUCAUCAGAAAGUUCUGUUGAGGACGAGUUAAAAAGGGAGAGCACAGCAGAUGCUAUUACCAUCUUGAUAAGCUAUCUUGUGAUGUUUGCCUAUAUAUCCUUGACGCUGGGCGAUACUCCCCGAUUCUCCUCUUGUUACAUUUCCUCUAAGGUCUUGCUUGGUCUUUCAGGAGUUAUACUUGUUAUGCUCUCAGUUCUUGGAUCGGUUGGUUUCUUCAGUGCAGUAGGUGUAAAAUCUACCCUCAUUAUUAUGGAAGUCAUCCCUUUCCUUGUCUUGGCUGUUGGGGUAGAUAACAUGUGCAUUCUGGUGAAUGCUGUUAAGCGACAGCCAAUGGAACUGCCUUUAGAGGGACGAGUUAGCAAUGCUCUUGUAGAAGUGGGACCAUCAAUUACACUAGCUAGUCUUUCAGAGGUUUUAGCAUUUGCAGUUGGAAGUUUCAUUCCGAUGCCAGCAUGCCGCAUUUUUUCCAUGUUCGCAGCAUUGGCCGUUUUGUUGGACUUCCUCCUGCAAGUUACUGCAUUUGUUGCCUUGAUUUGUUUUGAUUUUUUGAGAGCCGAAGAUAACAGGAUUGAUUGUUUCCCAUGUAUUAAAGUGUUUGGUUCAAAUGCUGAUCCUGAAAAAGGUAAUCAACAGAGAAAACCUGGGUUGCUGGUACGGUAUAUGAAGGAUAUUCAUGCCCCCAUCUUGAGUCUCUGGGGAGUAAAACUUGUCGUCAUAUGUGUCUUUGCUGCUUUUGCAUUGGCGAGCAUUGCAUUAUGUACAAGGAUUGAACCUGGUUUGGAACAACAAAUUGUUCUUCCUCGUGACUCAUACCUUCAGGGUUACUUCAAUAAUAUCUCAGAAUAUCUCAGAAUUGGACCACCUCUGUACUUUGUUGUCAAGAACUAUAACUUUAGUUCUGAAUCAAGACAAACGAACCAGCUUUGUUCUAUCAGCCAAUGUGACUCCGAUUCUCUAUUGAAUGAGAUUGCCAGAGCAUCUUUAAUACCAGAAUCAAGUUACAUUGCUAAACCAGCUGCUUCAUGGCUUGAUGAUUUUCUUGUUUGGACAUCUCCAGAAGCAUUUGGGUGCUGUAGAAAAUUUACAAAUAGUAGUUUUUGUCCCCCUGAUGAUCAGCCUCCUUGUUGUUCACCCAGUAGUGGUGGCUCCUGUAGCCCAAAUGGCGUAUGCAAGGAUUGUACAACGUGUUUCCGUCAUUCAGAUUUAGCAAAUGGUCGCCCUACAACUGAACAAUUUCGAGAGAAGCUUCCAUGGUUCCUGAAUGCAUUACCUUCCAGUGAUUGCGCUAAAGGUGGCAAUGGGGCUUACACCACUAAUGUGGAGCUUGAAGGCUACGAGGAUGGUAUUAUUAAAGCAUCAGCCUUUCGUACAUAUCACACGCCUCUUAACAAACAAGUUGACUAUGUCAAUUCCAUGAGGGCUGCACGAGACUUCAGCUCAAGGCUUUCUGAUUCCCUAGAGAUGGAGAUCUUCCCGUAUGCAGUGUUUUAUAUGUUCUUUGAGCAAUAUCUAAGCAUAUGGAGGACGGCCCUAAUUAACUUAGCUAUUGCUAUUGGUGCUGUAUUUACUGUAUGCUUGGUUAUCACAUGUAGUUUUUGGACUUCAGCUAUUAUCUUGCUUGUGCUGACCAUGAUUGUUCUGGAUCUAAUGGGAGUAAUGGCAAUUCUAAAAAUCCAGCUCAAUGCUGUAUCUGUUGUUAACCUUGUGAUGGCCGUUGGUAUUGCUGUUGAAUUCUGUGUCCAUAUAACACAUGCCUUCUUGGUUAGCAGUGGAGAUAGAAACCAACGCAUGAAGGAGGCCCUGACUACUAUGGGCGCUUCUGUAUUCAGUGGUAUCACGCUUACAAAGCUGGUCGGUGUCAUUGUUCUUUGUUUCUCAAGGACAGAAGUUUUUGUGGUUUACUACUUCCAAAUGUACCUGGCUUUGGUUCUUCUUGGUUUUCUACAUGGACUCGUAUUUUUACCUGUACUAUUAAGCAUUUUUGGUCCGCCAUCAAGAUGUGUGCUUGUAGAGAAGCAGGAGGAUCGGCCAUCUACAUCUUCCCAAUUCUAAUCUAAUCAGAGUCUCCUCUUUAGGAAAUAUAUUCUUUUGUUCAGAAGCCAUGACUUGAUGUUUGAUCCACCAGAUAGCAAGCAGGAUAACCGGUGAUCUACCUACAGCACAAAUCUGAUACAAGCUAAUGCAUUAAAAGAGCUGCCUUUUGUAGGAUACAUAAUCUUUUCUUUUUCUGUUUCUCUUUUUCUCUAGCUUUUGGGUUUUUGGGUUGGGGGAGGGGGUUAGGAGGGAGAGCUUUUGAAAGUACAUGGCUGCAUGUAUAACCUUCUGGAGAACACAUCAGAAUAGUUCUGUUAAUUGUAAAUUAAUACAAUUAUAUUCUCUGUAAAAGAAGUAAAAAUGAAAGGUAUACAUAUCUUUGGUUUCAGAGUCAA